Messenger RNA from Populus nigra (black poplar), 1113 nucleotides. RefSeq names its product probable ATP synthase 24 kDa subunit, mitochondrial. Gene Ontology annotation, biological process: pollen development. The record is from RefSeq and is a predicted model, not a curated record. Lineage: Eukaryota; Viridiplantae; Streptophyta; Magnoliopsida; Malpighiales; Salicaceae. The coding region runs from base 163 to 885 and encodes 240 amino acids. The transcript is spliced from 7 exons.
UCCAACGGUGCGAAAACAAGGGCUGGCCUACUACUCAAAAACACUCUCUCUCCCUCCGUGUUUCUCUUCCGCUCGGGUCGGAUUUCAGCGGUCAUAAAAAACGAAGAGCCAAACAACCCUACUCCUUCGAUUUGAAAAAAAAAGAAGGAAGAAGAAGAAAUAAUGGCUUUCAGUUAUCGUCUCUUAUCCAGAUCCAAACAGUUGUAUGGAAGUCAAGCCAUUUUGAAUCAGCAACUUGCUUUUCCAGUUCGUUAUUAUGCAAAAGAGGCGGCUCCCGAUGGGUUUAAGGGAGAUGAGAUGUUGAAGGACAUCUUUCGGGACCUCAAGAAAAAAUUUGAUACAGCCAUUGGGGUUUUUCGGAAGGAAAAGAUCAUCAUUGAUCCCGAGGAUCCAGCUGCUGUGUCUCAUUAUAUGAAGGUCAUGAAGACAGCUAGAGAGAAGGCUGGCUUGUUAUCGGAAUCACAAAGGAUCCAGUAUACUAUCGAAGAAGAAACAAAAGAUAUUCCAGAUGCUCGAACAUAUUUUUUGCAAUUGCAGGAAAUAAGAAUCAAGAGAGAUCUCCCUGAUGAGCUUGGUGUAGAGGCUAUGAUGAUGGAUGCAUUGGAUAAAGUUGAAAAGGAAAUUAAGAAACCUCUGAUGAGGAACGAUAAGAAAGGAAUGGCACUUCUUAUGGCUGAAUUUGAUAAGAUUAAUACGAAGCUUGGAGUUCGGAGGGAAGAUCUGCCAAAAUAUGAAGAGGAUUUGGAACUUAAAAUCGCUAAAGCUCAAUUGGAGGAGCUGAAGAAGGAUGCUGUUGAGGCUAUGGAAACACAAAGGAAGAGGGAGGAAUUUAAGGAUGAGAAACCGGUCGAUGUGAGGUCUUUGGACAUCCGGAACUUUCUCUGAAUCUUGCAUGGCUUGUUAAUUGUUUGACUUGAAUUUGAACUUUGUUGAGGCGCAAGACCUGGAAUGCGGGAAAUAACCAUCUGUUUUGCUUUGAUAAAUAAAACGGUUUUGAAUCACAGCUAUGGCAAAUGAGUAGAUAUUAUGCCAUCUUUUGUUAAUUCAACUCAAUAGCGAGAAGGGAACUGGUGUUAUGUUGUCACAUGUCUUGGAAUGAAUUUGUCUUAGAAA